AUGGAUCUGCUUCCUAGAGCCCCAACAAAGAUGACAGUGCAAGAUGUUCCUCGUGCCUUUCCCACAGUGGAUGUCCCAGAUCAUGCCCAUUAUACAAUUGGAGUUGUCAUUCUUAUGGUGGGGAUUACAGGAACUCUGGGUAAUUUCCUGGUCUUCUAUGCUUUCUGCAGGAGUAGGAGCCUUCAGACUCCCGCCAACACACUCAUCAUCAAUCUAGCUAUUAGUGACUUCCUGAUGUCCAUUACACAGUCUCCAGUUUUUUUCACCAGCAGCCUCUACAAACACUGGAUUUUUGGUGAGAAAGGCUGUGAGCUGUAUGCCUUCUGCGGAGCUCUUUUUGGCAUUACAUCUAUGAUCACUUUGAUGGUGAUUGCCUUGGACAGAUAUUUUGUCAUCACUAAACCUCUGGCUUCUGUUGGAGUGACGUCAAAGAAGAAGGCCCUAAUAAUCCUGGUAGGAGUCUGGCUGUACUCUUUGGCUUGGAGUCUCCCACCCUUCUUUGGAUGGAGUGCAUAUGUUCCUGAGGGUUUGCUGACUUCCUGUUCCUGGGACUACAUGACUUUCACACCAUCAGUCCGUGCCUACACAAUGCUGCUUUUCUGCUUUGUCUUUUUCAUUCCUUUGAUAGCUAUCAUAUACAGCUAUGUCUCUAUCUUUGAGGCUAUCAAGAAGGCCAACAAGUCUAUCCAGACAUUUGGAUGCAAACGUGGAAACAGAGAGUUCCAGAAACAGUAUCAGAGGAUGAAAAAUGAGUGGAAGAUGGCCAAAAUUGCAUUGAUCGUCAUCUUGUUUUUUGUCAUUUCCUGGUCACCAUACUCUGUUGUUGCUCUGGUAGCUUUUGCUGGGUAUUCCCACGUCCUAACACCUUUCAUGAACUCCAUACCAGCUGUGAUUGCCAAAGCUUCUGUCAUCCAUAACCCCAUCAUUUAUGCCAUCACUCACCCCAAAUACAGAAGAGCCAUUGCAACAUAUGUUCCUUGCCUUGGACCCCUACUGAGAGUUUCUCCUAAAGACUCACGGUCCUUCAGCAGUUACCACUCCUCCAGACGAGCGACCAUAACCAGCCAGUCUUCUGAGAUAACUGGGCUGCAGAAAGGAAAAAGGAGACUGUCUUCUCUCUCUGACAGUGAAUCAGGCUGUACAGAAACAGAAACUGAUACUCCCAGUAUGCUCUCCAGACUUGCCAGAAGACAAAUUUCCUACAAAACAGAUGAAGAUACAACUCAGACUAGUGAUAUAAGAGCCAAACUGACAAGCCAGGAUUCUGGGAAUUGUGGGAAGACAGCUGUAGAUGCUGAUGACAUAUUGAUGGUGGAAUUGAAUGCCUCAGAGUACACGGCUACACCUACUCAAACAUCUAAAACAUGCAGCCUGGAGGAAAUCAAGAAAAGUGAGAGCCUGAACAGUAUUGGACAAAGAAAAGGAAAGUGUCACCAGGGAUCAUCUUCAGCCAAGAUACCCAGUAUUACAAUAACAUGCAGCAGUGUCCAAGGAGUAGAGCUGCCUUCUAGAUGCAACUCUGGUUUCCUGUACCCUAAAUCCAGCAAGCAGAACAAGAAGUCCAGCAGUUAA
Messenger RNA from Serinus canaria (Common canary), 1572 nucleotides. RefSeq names its product opsin 4 (gene OPN4). The transcript has 12 exons. The record is from RefSeq and is a predicted model, not a curated record. Gene Ontology annotation, biological process: G protein-coupled receptor signaling pathway; visual perception. NCBI's taxonomy places the organism in Eukaryota, Metazoa, Chordata, Aves, Passeriformes, Fringillidae. Gene Ontology annotation, cellular component: membrane. Gene Ontology annotation, molecular function: G protein-coupled receptor activity. The coding region runs from base 1 to 1572 and encodes 523 amino acids.